GGGAAGUCACCGGUGCCUCAUCAGCCUCCGAAACACUCUUCUCCUUCUUCUUCUUCCUUCUUCUUCUUCGCUGGGAACAUGUCAGCCAGCACCAAUCCCAUCGUCUCCACCAUCUCCGCUCGCGUCCCACCUCUCGAGCGCUCGCUCGUCCGCGCUCGACUCCCGAAACCCAGAAUCCCAUUCCCUUCGCUCCCCUCAAAGGUCCCUCCUUUCGCGCGUGCCAUCGUCCGCAAGCACUGCAAUGGCAACCCCUCCGUUUCUCCGUCCGGUAGGCCCGGAGGCCUUCAAGUUCGUCGCAGCUUCACCAAGAACGAGAAGCCGGAGGACCCACUUCUGGAGGAGGAGGAGGGCCCGUCGAGGGGCGAUGCGGAGGGAGGGAGGGACUGGACGUCGUCGGUCUUGCUCUUCCUGCUCUGGGGAGGGAUUAUGUAUUAUGUCUUCAACUUAGCUCCGAACCAGACUCCGUCGAGGGACGUGUAUUUUCUGCAAAAGCUGUUGAAUUUGAAAGGAGAUGAUGGUUUCAGGAUGAAUGGAGUGCUUGUGUCCUUGUGGAACAUUAUGGGUUUGUGGCCUAUGGUUUAUAGCAUGCUGCUGCUUCCAACAGGCCGAAGCUCAAAGGGCAGUGUUCCUGUCUGGCCUUUCGCAGUACUUUCUUUCUUUGGCGGCGUCUAUGCUCUCAUUCCUUACUUUGUACUAUGGAAACCACCUCCACCUCCUGUUGAAGAAGCUGAGCUCAGUAGAUGGCCUUUGAAUUUCCUAGAAUCAAAGCUCACUGCUGGGAUAGUAUCUCUUGCAGGACUAGGAUUGAUCACCUAUGCAGCUUUUGCGGGUGGAGAUGACUGGAGGGAGUUCUUCCAGUACUUCAGAGAGAGCAAAUUAAUCCACGUCACAUCCCUCGAUUUCACUCUACUGUCUGCAUUUGCUCCUUUCUGGGUUUACAACGACAUGAGCUCUCGGAAAUGGUAUGAGAAAGGCUCCUGGCUUCUCCCUCUUUCCGCAGUGCCAUUUCUAGGCCCUGCUUUGUAUCUCAUACUACGGCCUGCAGUGAAAACUGUUUCGGUUGUUUCGAGUACAUCUGAGCAAGAGUAGUUUUUCGACUCCCUUGUUACCGUGCAGUAUCUUCCCUAUGUAAAAAGUGAAUGAAGCCGACGGUCAUCGCAUCGGGGAAGAAGAAAUCAUGACUAGACGAAGCUUCUGAGAUAUGUGGAGAUGAGAAUGGUUUCGGAAGAUCAAGAUUAUUCCACAGAGACGAAGGGAGAAUAGACAAGAUUAUUUGGAGAAAAGAAUAUCAGACAAGCAGAGCUUUGAUUUGCAAAAGAUAGAAUAGAGAAAUCAAGUGAAUUCUUCUUCAUGUAACAAAUCAUUAUGCUAGUUUUUUUAAUUCUCUAAAUUUAUGCACAUAUGUUAAUCUGGAAAAGUAUAUGUCAGCUUACAGAAAUUACAUUU
This is a messenger RNA of Eucalyptus grandis, 1446 nucleotides long. RefSeq lists its product as uncharacterized. NCBI's taxonomy places the organism in Eukaryota, Viridiplantae, Streptophyta, Magnoliopsida, Myrtales, Myrtaceae. The transcript is spliced from 6 exons. Bases 79 to 1089 code for a protein of 336 amino acids. The record is from RefSeq and is a predicted model, not a curated record.